Messenger RNA from Carica papaya (papaya), 1031 nucleotides. RefSeq names its product putative aquaporin NIP-type. Gene Ontology annotation, molecular function: channel activity. Lineage: Eukaryota; Viridiplantae; Streptophyta; Magnoliopsida; Brassicales; Caricaceae. The record is from RefSeq and is a predicted model, not a curated record. Gene Ontology annotation, biological process: transmembrane transport. Gene Ontology annotation, cellular component: membrane.
CAUACAGCAAAUACUUACACUCUCACUCUCACUCUCACUCUCCCUUCAAAACCCUACAAAACCCAUCUUUAGUUUCUUGUUUUUCUUCCUCCAACAAUGGCUUCCAAGAACGAUUCCAUCGAAGAAGUACCUCCCGACGUAGAAGAAGAAGGCACGGCCACCUCAACUAACAGACUCGAACCCACAAGCAAAAAUUCGAGCAAUUUAUGGGCUUUUACACUUGCUCAAAAGGUAAUUGCAGAGUUGGUAGGUACCUACUUCAUAAUAUUUUCUGGGUGCGGCGCAGUUGCAGUGAACAAAAUUUAUGGGUCGGUCACGUUUCCAGGAAUAUGCGUGACGUGGGGAUUAAUAGUUACGGUGAUGAUUUACACCGUCGGACAUGUUUCCGGCGCUCAUUUUAACCCCGCCGUUACUAUCGCUUUCACAAUUUUUCAAAAAUUUCCACCUUCGGAGGUACUUUUUUACAUUGUAGCUCAGUUCCUGGGUUCGAUUCUCGCUAGCGGAACAUUAGCUCUGAUGUUCGACAUAACUCCGAAUGCUUAUUUCGGAACGACGCCGGUUGGAUCCAACGGUCAAUCUUUGGCUAUAGAAAUCAUCAUCACCUUUCUCUUAACGUUUGUAAUUUUUGGUGCUUCCAUUGAUGAGAGAGCGAUCGGGCAAUUAGGAGGUAUUGCUGUUGGUAUGACUGUAAUGUUAAAUGUCUUCGUAGCGGGGCCAAUUUCAGGAGCUUCGAUGAACCCAGCGAGGAGUCUGGGGCCAGCAUUUGUGAAGCAUGAAUUUAAAGGACUGUGGAUAUAUGUAAUAGGACCAGUUGCCGGAGCAAUUGCAGGAGCUUCUGCAUACAGCUUGGUUAGAGCAGGAGACAGACCAUCCGAGACACUCUCUUUUCUCACCGGAUCAUCGAAGUAAUUAAGUAAUAUUCAGUAUUUUUAGAUGGUUAAUUAAGCAAAUUAAUUAAUGUUUAUUCUUAAUUACUCUAGAUAUUUGAUGGGUUUAAGUGUUUUUGUUUGGAUUUAUUUGGACUUUAUAAU